UCUGAUGUACCCGGUGAUCACUGAUCUCGACUGUCUAGCCUCAGAUAUUAUAGAUAAUAAAGUUGAUUAUCUAAUAUCUAUUUCUGUGUCAGUUGCUAUCUUGAUUCUCGUUCGCUGUAAACUACUAAGAAAUUAAGAGUUUUUUUUAUUCGUGCUACAGUACAAACCCGGCUUAUAGCUAUCACCAGAUUGGUACUAAUGACUGAAUAGUAAAUAGUAAAUUCUAAAACUAAAAACUCAAUAAAUAAUUUUCCAUGUCCUCCUUAUCGGCAUCUGACUCGGUUUUGGUGAAAGAACUAUUUGUUUCAUCAAAAACACCAGUACAGGAACUUGAAAAAAUGUUGGCAGUUUUUGACUUUGAUCAAACAAUAGUUGAUGGAAAUUCUGAUGUAGUUGCUAUUGAUUUAAUAAAUCCUACAAAUCUUAUUCCAGACAGAAAAGAUUUUCCAAAAAAUUGGACUCAAUAUAUGCAACGAGUAUUUGAUAUAAUAAAAACUAUUAAAAUUCCAGCUGAACAAAUAAUUGAUGUUGUAUCCUUGAUGAGACCCAAUGAUGGUAUGCCAAAGUUAAUGAGAGCACUUCAUGAAAAUAAUUUUGAUAUCAUAGUGGCAUCCGAUUCAAAUUCAUUAUUUAUCUACAACUGGUUAAAAUACAAUGAGUUGUUAGAUGUAGUUUCAUGUAUUUAUACAAAUCCAGCAACAGUUGUAGAUAACGCCAUUAAAAUUGAACCUUACUCUGUUCAAACCAAAUGUGACUGGUGUACUACAAAUAUGUGUAAAGGAGCAAUUGUGGAAGAACAUAUAUUAAAUAAGAAUCAAAAAUAUGAUAAAAUAUUAUAUUUUGGUGAUGGUCACAAUGACUUGUGUCCAAUUUUGAAAUUAACUAAAAAUGAUAUUGCAUUUCCGAGAUUGGGUUACAUUUUGGAAAAUUUGCUGAAGUCUCACUCAACACCAGCAGAAGUAAUGCCAUGGUGUACAGGUGAAAAUAUUUAUGAAUUCUUAAAGUCUUCCAAGUUAAUUUCAGCUUAGAACAAUAAAUAAUAUUGUUUUCCAAUAAUUACUAAUUUAGUUAACUUUUACAAGUACUUAUUAUGAUGUAUAAAUUAUAUUUGUUGUAUUUAUACUUUUUUAUAAUGUAUUUCAAGUAAUAAUAUAAAGUGACUGAUUUUUUCUGGUGUAUUGUGUAUAUACAAAUAACUUGAUAAAUAAUUUCAUUAUGUAUUUAAAAUUUUAAUAUUCAAAGAUUUAACUAAUUUUAUUAAAAUUUGAUAAAUUAAUGGAGAUAGAACUUUUCUAUUGUGUAAAUAAAGGUAUUGGUUGAUCACAUUAAAGAUUCAGAGGAGAUUUUAAUUUACCAGACUAUCAUAAUAUUAAUAGAGAAAUUUAUUUUGACAUCAUGUUAAUAAAUUGUUUUAUUAAAAUUAUCUUUACUAUUCUUGAGCAUAAGUUGAAUGAACUUAACAACUUGAUAGAUCUCUUCUAUAACAAUAUAUGCUUAAAUUGUAAUCAAUGUUUUAUACUAUAUGAAUACAUUUGUGUAAGCAUGUA
Molecule: messenger RNA, 1547 nt
Organism: Rhopalosiphum padi (bird cherry-oat aphid)
Lineage: Eukaryota; Metazoa; Arthropoda; Insecta; Hemiptera; Aphididae
Product: transmembrane protein 203-like
Exons: 2
Coding region: 255-1028 (257 amino acids)
Biological process (GO): intracellular calcium ion homeostasis
Cellular component (GO): endoplasmic reticulum
Molecular function (GO): phosphatase activity
Source: RefSeq, a predicted model, not a curated record